AUGCCCAAUCCGGCGACAUGCCCCUUCCCAGGCUCCCGGCUGUGGCUGGUAUCCGUUGCUCUGAUGGUGCUGUCGAUGAUCUCAUCUUCUUCGACCUACCAGAGACUUGCACCGGGCGGCGGGGGGAAGAGAACGGGGUUCAUGGAGAGGACGCUCAUUUUGCUGGACGUCAACACCCGCAGUCCGGUUCAAGUUCUAAAUGACAACUUCCUCUCUUUACAGUUGGAUCCGUCGAUUAUAAAGGACGGGUGGCUGGACUUUCUGAGUUCCAAGCGUUUGGUAACCCUAGCCCGAGGUCUGUCCCCAGCCUAUCUGAGGUUCGGAGGAAAGAGAACUGACUUCCUCCAGUUCCACAACUUGAAGAACCUUGCCAAGUUCAGAGGCCCCGGCCCAGAUUACUACCUAAAAAACUAUGAAGAUGACAUAGUACGUAGUGACAUCGCCCUGGACAAGCAGAGGGGCUGUAAGCUGGCCAACCACCCUGACAUGAUGCUGGAGCUGCAAAGAGAGAAGGCAGCUCAGAUGCAGCUAGUCCUCCUCAAAGAACAGCUCUCCAACCUCUACAGCAACAUCACAAUAACAGCCAGGUCUUUAGACAAACUGUACAACUUUGCCGAGUGUGCUGGUCUGCAUCUGGUCCUUGGGCUCAACGCCCAGCAGAGAAACCCUGACUCCUCCUGGAACUCCUCCUCAGCACUCAGCCUCCUCAAAUACAGCGCCGGGAAGAAAUUCAACAUCUCCUGGGAACUGGGCAACGAGCCUAAUGGUUACCGUAGCAUGAUGGGUCAGACAGUGAACAGUACCCAGCUAGCCCAGGACUACACCCUGCUGAGAACGUUACUGCAGUCUGUACGCUACUAUAGCCGAGCACACCUCUUGGGCCCGAACGCUGGACGACCACGCAAAAACGCCAUUCUGCUGCUCGAUGGGUUCAUGAAGAACGCUGGUUCUGUUGUGGAUGCUGUAACGUGGCAACACUACUACAUGGAUGGCAGAGUGACCAAAGUAGAGGACUUUCUGAAGACGCGCCUGCUGGACACCCUGACCGAACAGAUCACUAAAGUACUCAAGGUAGUGAAUAGCCAUGCACCUGGUAAGAAGGUGUGGUUGGGGGGAGUAGGUCCGGCGUGGGCUGGAGGAACCAAUAACCUCUCUGAUACCUAUGCUGCUGGCUUUCUGUGGCUGAACACUCUGGGUAUGGCAGCGAUGCAGGGGGUUGAUGUUGUGCUGCGACACUCGUUCUUCGACUAUGGAUACACACACCUCGUAGACCAGCACUUUAACCCACUACCGGACUACUGGUUGUCCCUGGUGUUCAAGCGUCUGGUCGGUCCCAGGGUGUUGGCAGUGCGGGUAGCAGGCUUGCAGAGGAAACCACGACCAGGGAGGGUUAUACGAGACAAACUACGGAUCUACGCACAUUGUACCAGCUUCCACAAUCGUAACUACGUGAGAGGAUCCAUAACGAUCUAUAUCAUCAACCUGCAUCGGUCGAGGAAGAAAAUCAAGCUGGCGGGAACCUUACGUAACAUGACUGUCCAUCAGUACCUGGUACAGCCCUAUGGGACAGACGGACUACACGCCAGGUCAGUCCAGUUGAACGGAGAAAGGUUGUUGAUGGUGGACAACGAGACAUUUCCAGAGUUGAAGCCUCGGACGCUGCGGGCAGGGAGGACGAUAGCCAUGCCCCCGAUGACCAUCGGCUUCUACGUCAUCAAGAACAUCAACGCUUACGCCUGCCGCAAAUAA
Salvelinus namaycush (lake trout) is the source of this 1749-nucleotide messenger RNA. RefSeq names its product heparanase 2 (gene hpse2). The record is from RefSeq and is a predicted model, not a curated record. The transcript has 12 exons. Gene Ontology annotation, molecular function: hydrolase activity, acting on glycosyl bonds. Bases 1 to 1749 code for a protein of 582 amino acids. NCBI's taxonomy places the organism in Eukaryota, Metazoa, Chordata, Actinopteri, Salmoniformes, Salmonidae. Gene Ontology annotation, cellular component: membrane; extracellular matrix.